This is a messenger RNA of Paramuricea clavata, 504 nucleotides long. The record is from the annotation of a GenBank genome assembly. NCBI's taxonomy places the organism in Eukaryota, Metazoa, Cnidaria, Anthozoa, Malacalcyonacea, Plexauridae.
AUGUACCUGAAAGCACUAGAAGAACCAAAUUGUGAUGCAGUGAGAUUAAUUGCAAUGGAUUUUUCCAAAGCAUUUGACAAUGUAAAACACGCAAAACUGAGUGAAAAAUUGAAAUCGAGUUCUAUGAACCCUUAUUUAGUAAAUUGGUACUUAAAUUUCUUAAAAGAUCGAAGACAGAGAAUAGUUUUCCAAGGAACGACAUGCAAGUGGAAAGAUAUUAACAAGGGAGUUAUGCAAGGAACUGUAACCGGACCACAUUUCUUUAAUUUAUUUAUUAAUGAUUUGGAGAUUAAAAACUGUUCCAACACCCCCCUUGUUAAAUUCGCGGAUGAUUACUCACUUUUGGUACCGAUUUUGAAGAAUACCCAAGAUUGUAGUUCUAAAGCUAUAGAUGAAUUUAAGGACUGGUACGAAUCAAACUCUUUACCUUUAAAUGAGGGUAAAUGUGAUUAUAUUAAAGAAAGGACAACCAGAAGAUUGUGUAUCACCAAUUUAUGGUUUUGA